Porites evermanni is the source of this 3798-nucleotide messenger RNA. The record is from the annotation of a GenBank genome assembly. NCBI's taxonomy places the organism in Eukaryota, Metazoa, Cnidaria, Anthozoa, Scleractinia, Poritidae.
CUGACCGGAUGUUAAGUUUUGUGCUGGCAAACCAGAAAGGUUAGGGAUGAAACAGUUUCGAAAAAGACACAAAUCUUGGCACAACGAUGCCGUGUCGAAUCAAGUAAAUCAUUCCGCCCAGGUGAGGUUAAAUUCUAGCACAGUGCUUUAAGCUUACUUUUGGUUCUUUUUGGAUUUCCUUGUUCUGUAAUACAUACAAGGAAAAUUUCUUUGAAAAAUGAUAAAGUGAUAGUUUAAUCUCGGUUUGUGGACGCUUACAGGUCUCGCAAGAAAAGCAAGACAGCGAGGACGCUACAAGUGGAAAAUGGCGGACAGAAUCUUCAGAACGCGUAUUCUCAGAUUCUCAGGUUAGCUGUUGUGAAGUCUAGCUCAUAGGGAGUCUCUGCCACUGGUGGAAAUUUUAUCAUUUGAUUUGCGGGUCGGUAUAGAAAUGAAGCCAACGAGGGAACGCUUGAAAUAGCUGGGAAUAAAUUGUAGGUUCACAUUUAUUGAAGACGUUCAGGCGUUUCGGGACGUCACAUGUCGAUCGAAAAUCGAUCAUCGGAAAGCUAGUCGAUAAGUCGGUAGUGCUCGAUAUUUGUCAGUAACUGUCGAUUGAUUAGUUUGAUAUGUCGAUAAAAAUCGAUGAUCACAAUGAUCUCAGGACAUGUAAUCGAUUUCUAUUUAUUUCUGUGGACAUCAACAUGCUUUGAGAAAAGCAGAGGACAGGAAAAAGAUUCGCAAAAGUCAAAAUGGAGUUAUUUAUUUAAAACGGAACUGGAAUAGACCUUGUCACGGUUUUCGACGCCAUCUUGACGAGUAUGUAAACGCGUGAGAAAUGAGAAUCAAAUGUCGAAUAAUAUCCGUAGAACUAAUGGCUGUUCUGAAAAAAAAUAUGAUUUGUAAACUAAAGCUUCACUCCUAAGGAUUCUACUGAAAAAAAUUGAGGGCGUCACAUGCGCUAGAAGAAAUUUUCUAUAGAUUUGUCUGUAAGAAAGUCCCGGGAAAAAUUACAGAAAAAUACAUGGAAAAGCUAAAGCAAGCCUCUGGAGAAAUUUAAGCACAGGUAUGCCCCAAAAAUCUUUUAGUGGAAUCCUUUGCUUUGUAGCCUCCCUGAUAAGCUGUCUUUCAAAGAACGGCUAUUCAAGUUUAACAAAUGACUCACUUUAACUGGUCAAAUAUUUGAAUUGAGUCAUGCAUUGUAUCUCUCCUCCAUACAAAAAAGUCUUAUACAUGACGUGACACAUUUUAAAAACUUUCAUCAGCAUAUGACAAAGAUUCAUGUAAUGGUCUACAAAUCAUAGGUUCUGUCGCCAAAAAGUUAGCUUUAUGCAUAGUAUUUUAAAAUUUGUUGAUUUUGCCAGCUUCAUAUGCAUUUUUUGGACACAUAAUAACAAUAGAGAAACAGGUAAAUCUAGAAACAUUGUAUUCAUGGGUCUGUGCAUUUGUAUUUUGUUUAAAUUAGUUGCAUCAGUUAUUAAUGUUAGGACCAGAACAGCCAUAUCAUAAAAAGCAUAGCCCAGAGAAGGCUGGGCAGCAGUCAGCAAAGGAUGAUGGGGCAAACUAUUGAGGAGCUCGGUACGGCUGGGUCAGUUACAGCAGGAUGGAUCUCGGUGAUCCACAUCUUUUCACCAAGUUUAGCCAUGAUUAUUAUGCUACAAUUCAGAAUGCUGUAGUUUUGAAUAAAAUAAAUUUAUCCUACCCAAAUGUUUAAUUUUUCACGAGGGAGUGGUUGAAUUGCCUUUAAAACUCUGAUCAUAGUCAACUGACUGCACACCCCAGGGAUAGAUGUGUGUAGCCGUAAAUUUUUGGUUAUUUCCCAGGGGCUAUGGCAAGAAAUGAAUGUAAAGUCAACGUUUUUGCCCCACUAUCUGUGGGGGUUUGGAGCUCGAGGAUGCAAUUGACUGGUGCAUAACUCAACUAAAUGGUUAAAAUCAGAAAAUAAAGCCACCUGGUCAAAGUAGGCUACUGAAGUCGGAUUCAUUGGUCUGUCUUAGUCAGAUAGCUCUGAAACAAUUUUUUUGUUUAAUUUCAUUUAUUUGCUUCUUACACACAUUACACAAACAUAGAUACUUAAAUACAGAAGAAUCACACUUAAUACAAACAGGGUGCAAAUAAAGUCAGUUUUAGAGCCUGCAGCCAUUCGGGCAAGCUGUAGCUAGCAUGUACUAGCCCACAAGUCAUUUCAACUAGCCCCAAAACCCUUUUUGAUUAGCAGGAUUGAUUACAGUCCUUCUGUAAUUUGAAUUUCCCCAAAAAACAGCACUUUCCCAUCGGGCAAGUUAAGAACAAAAACCACUAGCCCAAUAGCAAAAUCCACUAGCCCCAGGCUAUCGGACACGACUUUCUUUGCACGCUGUACAAAGGAAACAAAAUUAAUUAACGAAAUGAUAGUAAGGCUGCUAGACAGGAUAUUGUGUAGAAUAAUUUUUUUCUUUUGGAAUCUGUUCAUAGUAACUUUUUUGAAAAAAAGCAUUGAGGAAAAGGAGAGUUCACUCAAAUAAAUGCCUUUUCUGAAUAAUUUUUUUCCACUUUUCUUCAAAGCUUUUCGCUGUUCCUUAAUAAUUGGAAUUUGUUUUUCAAUUAUAAAGUUCCCUUUAACCCAUUCACUCCUGGUACUCUAAUGGGUGACAACCCUUUAAUUCCCUGGGACUUUUUGGUAGAAAAUAAGUGUAUGCGAGCUCCUAAAAUAAACCAUAUGUGCACUUUCAACAAACUUUUUCUUUUAGAUGAGUUAAUGGGCAGCCAGGGUAUAUUAAAAAUAAUGCCAAUUGAGGAAGAAAAAGCAGUGGAAAGAGGCAAAAAUAAUGGAUUUUAACAAAAUUUCUUCACCGUGCAAUAAUAAUAUUGCACUGAUAAGUAAAUUGUGACAUGUGGAACAAAAACGUUGUUGAGUAAUAACGACAGACAAAAAAACACCAACAACACUGUACUGUCAUUUUUAUUGAUGGUUCCCUUUCAGAUCAGUCAGUCUGGUCGAGAAUGGCAGUAGAAAAUGUAGUGAAACUCCCUUGAGGACUUAAUGAAGAGCGAUCUGAAGAGUUCCUCAUCAUGCAUGGGAAAGUUAAAUAAAACAUGGAAAUGCUGGACUUCCAAAAUGUCUUUUCAGAAACCAAGCAGUGUUUAUUUACAUUGUGAUAACCAAACAGCAGCCAAGCUUGGAUAAAUUCCCUGCUUAUACAGGGCUGUGCUCUAGCAGAGCCCGGUGGCCCCUGGUGCCUAACUUUUGCCCUCGGGCGACUAGAAAAUCUCAGCUUUUUCAUACAAAUCAUAUGCUGGGCACCCUAGAUUUUACAGUUUCAGAGCACUGGGUUCCCUUCAAUUUUCCUUAGAGGACAGCCUUGUUAUAAAAGACCGAACCAUAAUUUUCGAAAAAUACAAAUGUGCAAAUACUCGAGCCAUGCGUAAACAAACUACCGCAAACAAUUAGGCAUACAGCCAGAGGGGUCAACUUGCCAAUUACAAAUCAAAAUUAUACGUGUACAUGAAAUAUUUAGAAUAUUACCACUGGAUGGCAAAUGAUUGGUUUAUUACCCAUCAAUCACUCCAUAAAAACAAAAGAGAAAAAAAACACCAGGGUGGAGAGGGGAAUGGACUGAAUCCAGUGCCUAUUUUUAUGGGCUAUAGAUGGUUUUGAACUAAUGUAUUUGCAACUAGAGAUAUAAAACCUAGCCAAGAGUAGACAAUGACUAACUAAAAUAUCUCCUCCUUUUCGUGUAAUUCUGUGGGAUAUGAUUGUUAUGGGUUUUAUACUUAAAGAGUUUGUUUGUCUUUUUUCGUUGUCUGCAGGAGAAGUUGAAAAAAAUCCUGGGAACAAGA